CAGUGCCAAGCACCAACAGCUCAGGGUAGUGGAGCUGGGUGUGCCUCUCUAUAAAGCCCCCUUGAGGCCCCCUGCUCCAGCCAGAACUGGGGCCAAGAUGGACAGACGGCGAAUCACCUCCUCUGCCCGCCGCUCCUAUGCCUCCGAGGUGGUGGUACGCUUCCCGGGCGCCCGCCGAGUGGCUCCGGUCCUCCGGCUGUCCCCGAGCAGAAUGCCACCUCCACUUCCCACCCGGGUUGACUUCUCAAUGGCUGAAGCACUCAAUGCCAAUUUCAAAGAAACGCGGUCCAGUGAACGGGCUGAGAUGAUGGAGCUCAAUGACCGCUUUGCCAGCUACAUCGAGAAGGUCCGUUUUCUGGAGCAACAGAACAAGGUUCUGGCAGGGGAGCUCAAUCAGCUUCGGGGCAAAGAGCCUACCAAGCUUGCCGACGUCUACCAGGCUGAGCUGCACCGCCUCCGGUUUCAGCUGGACCAGCUGACUGCCAGCAGUGCCCGGCUAGAGAUCGAGAGGGAUAACCUGGCUGAAGAUCUGGCCACCCUGAGACAGAAGCUCCAGGAUGAAACCAACCUUCGGCAGGAGGCAGAGAACAACUUAACAGCUUAUAGACAGGAGGCUGAUGAAGCUGCUCUGGCCCGCCUGGAUCUGGAACGGAAGGUCGAGUCUCUGCAGGAAGAGAUCCGCUUUCUCAGGAAGAUUCAUGAAGAAGAGAUCCGAGAGCUACAGGAGCAGCUGGCCCAGCAUCAGGUACAUGUGGAACUAGACAUGGCCAAACCAGACCUCACUGCUGCCCUGCGUGAGAUCCGAACCCAGUACGAGGCCGUGGCCUCCAGUAACAUGCAGGAGACUGAGGAGUGGUACCGGUCCAAGUUUGCAGACUUGACAGAUGCUGCAGCCCGGAAUGUGGAGUUACUUCGCCAGGCCAAGCACGAGGCCAAUGAGUACCGUCGACAGCUGCAGUCACUGACCUGUGACCUGGAGUCUCUUCGUGGCACUAAUGAGUCCCUGGAGAGGCAGAUGCGGGAGCUAGAGGAGCGGCAUGCCCGGGAGGCAGCUGGCUACCAGGAAGCAUUGGUGAGGCUGGAGGAAGAUGGGCAGAGCCUCAAGGACGAGAUGGCCCGGCACCUGCAGGAGUACCAGGAGCUUCUCAAUGUCAAAUUGGCCCUAGACAUUGAGAUUGCCACCUACAGGAAACUGCUGGAAGGAGAGGAAAACCGCAUCACCAUUCCUGUACAGACAUUCUCCAAUCUGCAGAUCAGAGAGACCAGCUUGGACACCAAGUCUGUGUCAGAGGGUCAUCUCAAGAGAAGCAUUGUGGUAAAGACUGUGGAGAUGCGUGAUGGAGAGGUCAUUAAGGAGUCUACGCAGGAACACAAAGAUGUGUGAAUUGGGGCUCAUCCAAACAGCCCCUACAACAUCAGGCAGAGUAGCUGCCUCCAUCCCUAAGUGAGAAGUUGUAGAGGAUUUAUCCAGAUGCAAGUCCCAUAGUGCGUGGCCUCCUCCCCUCCCCCACCCCCAGCUUCUUGGCGGCUUUGUCUGUCUUAGGUUCCCAUCAGCAUUAGGGCUGGUGCUACACUUGUCAGUUCUCUGCCUUCCCCAAUCCCCUUUCCCUACUAACUGGACAGAAUGAGCCUCUAGUGUCUGUAUUUCUGGCACUAAUCAUAAGGGGGAUGAUGUUAGAGGUGCUUAGAAAUCAGUUUGGUUUAGUCUAGUAGGGAGGAGAGUGAAUCAGAGGGGAGAACAUUGCUGGAGGUUGCUCCCCCUUGACCCUCCCCACAUUCUUGUUUCUAUGGUAACUAUUGCCAGGGCACCAGGAAGCCCCAGAGCUGUCAUUCCUAGACUAAGGAGGAGGGUAUUGGUAUUGGAGCUGGUGGGGGUGGGGGAUUGUCUAGGCUCCUUAUUAUCAGGCUGAAGGAGAAGGCGAAGGCAGCGAUCCUCAGGACAAGGCAGAGGUCGAUUUCCCGUUCUCUGGCCCUAACCCUGGGAGAAGCUGGGGGGAUUCAUGGAGGUAGUUAUUAAUCAUUAUAACUUCCAUCUACAUAACACAUUAUAACUCACAUAUAUUUAUAUUUAAGAUGUACAAUUCACCUCUGCUUGCAAUAAGUCUGUGUGAGGUAGACAGAAUGAUCAUCCCAAUUUUAAAGAAGAGUAAACUGAAACUCGGAGAGCCAAAGGUCACAGAGCUAGCUUUAGAACCAGGAUCGGGACCCAGGGCCCCUGAUUCCAAAUCCACUGCUCUCUUCCUUUGUCUUCUGAUUCCAGGAGAAUAAAAUACCCCCCUCGACUUCAGGAGUCAUUGUUAAUACAGUGCACUGUCACUGAUCACUCACAGGUCUUAGGAUCAUAGAUUUAGAACUAGAGGGGACUUUAGAGACCUAGAGGGUCUCCAACCCCUUUAUUUUACAAAUGAGGAAACUGAGGCUCAGAGACCAUUUACUAGCUUGAGUGACCUUGGACAAGUCACUAGUCAAGUGAAGUCCAGAGAAUCAGCAUUGCAGUGCCCCGCCCAAGAUGGUGUAACUAGCGCCAUUUAAGGGCAUUAAGGCUUGGAAAAUGCUUGUACUUGAAGAAGGUUGCUUGGAGUUCCAUUCCUAGCUCUUCACACUGGGAGGGAGAGAGGGGAAGCAGAGGUUUUUUUUGGGGGGGGGGCUAGGAAAGUCUCUGAUGUAUGUGGAGGGAGAGACGGGGAGCAGAAGGAGAGAGGCAACAGAGGAGAGGGCUGUACAGCUAAUUCCCAGGUGUGGUCAGGAGGGGCCUGAAGUUCAGAUGGAGGCUUGAGAUUCUGAUCUGCAAGAAGUCGCAGGGGUGGAAACCUAGUUCAAUGGAACCUUCUCUCCCUCUCCCCCUUUCCUCAUUUGGAGCCAGUUGGGCAGAGCGCAGAUCAGAACUCCCCUCGUGUUUCCCUAGCUUCUGCCUCUGGCCGCCGGACUGUGGCAGUCAGGAGGCUAGCAACCUCUUCCUAAUGCUAGAUUCUGUAGGGGAAAGUACAGUUACAGAGAUGACCCAGCUUAAGGAUCCAUGGGGUCCAUUUCCAAGGUCCCAUCCUUGCCCAGUCACGGUUCCACAGUCCUCUACCGCCCCACCUCCACAGCACUUCACCUUUCCCAUCUUUUUCCAUUUCUUCUCCAUAUAAAUUGGAUUCUAAGCCCCAUCUUGAUUUCCUCUCCCUUCUCUCCCUCUCAUAAAUUCAAAUAGGAGCGUCCAAAAUUUCCCAUUUCCUGGGCUCUCAAGCCAAACUAAGUAGAGUGUUCCUUUUCCCUAGUCCACAAACACUUACACUAAGGACUGGAGUGGGAGGGGGGCUCCCUACACACUGCAGAGCCUGCUUUGGAUGACAGCAAUGCCUGUACUCCAUUCCUUUCUCACACGUUGUUGAUUAGUUGUAUUUCUAAAGUAUUAAUGACCUGCCACACUACCUCCCCCGCCUUUUCUCCAACCACACACCACAGCCUGGGUUCCAUGUUUUUAAAACAGGAAACUACGGAAAUAGAAUCAGAGAAGAGAUUAGCCUGGAGAGACUUGGCUACCAGCCCAGUUGUCUUCUUAGCAUUCCGGAUAAGGAUUUGCUGGGCAUAGACAUUGGUAGUGGAGGAAUGUGGGAACCUAAAACGUGAUCUAGGGGAGCUCUAUGUUCCAGGACCCCCACUUCACACCACCAGGCCAGAAUGCUGGAAGAUGUUGAAGAACCUUUCCUCUUUCUCAAAGUUUCCUUGACCAUGACUUUUUCUUAGCUCUGUCACAUCCUUGGUUCGCCAUACUGACUCUAAUUAGUCAGUUGCAGAGGAUAAAUAAUAAAGUGUGAUCUGAAUUCA
This is a messenger RNA of Dromiciops gliroides (monito del monte), 3810 nucleotides long. It is a transcript of the gene GFAP, whose product is annotated as glial fibrillary acidic protein. Gene Ontology annotation, molecular function: structural constituent of cytoskeleton. Gene Ontology annotation, cellular component: intermediate filament; cytoplasm; cell projection. Lineage: Eukaryota; Metazoa; Chordata; Mammalia; Microbiotheria; Microbiotheriidae. The coding region runs from base 98 to 1384 and encodes 428 amino acids. Gene Ontology annotation, biological process: regulation of chaperone-mediated autophagy; intermediate filament organization. The transcript has 9 exons. The record is from RefSeq and is a predicted model, not a curated record.